Messenger RNA from Maniola jurtina (meadow brown), 1221 nucleotides. RefSeq names its product glycine-rich cell wall structural protein-like. The transcript is spliced from 8 exons. Lineage: Eukaryota; Metazoa; Arthropoda; Insecta; Lepidoptera; Nymphalidae. The coding region runs from base 34 to 1221 and encodes 395 amino acids. The record is from RefSeq and is a predicted model, not a curated record.
UCUCCACUCCCGAAACUGACUACUCCUCUCAAAAUGAAACUCCUUAUCUGUGUACUCCUGGCGGCCGUCGCCCUGAGCGCGGUGUCUGCCGGCUACCUGCGUAGCGGCUGGAACGGCGGGUACGGUGGUGGCUACGGUGGCGGCUACGGUGGCGGCUGGAACCGCGGCUACAGCAGACCCAUCGUGAUCUCCCGCAGCUACGGCGGCUACGGCGGGUACGGCGGCGGGUACGGCGGCGGGUACGGCGGCGGCCACGGCGGCGGCUACCGCAGCGGCUGGUCCCGAGGGGGAGGCUGGUGCCGCCCCGCAACGGAGCAACGGAUCGGCGUGAUUGUUUGCAUGGCUGUAGUCAAAGACCUGAAGGCACUACCUCUUCUGUUCGCGCUGGUAGCGUGCGCGGCAGCCGGCGCCGUCCGCGACAAGCGCGGUCUCCUCGGCGGGCUGGGCUCGGGCGGGCUGGGCGGCGGCGGCUACGGCUACUCCGCUCCCGCCCUCGUCACCGUGAACAAGGUCGUGAACGUGCAGAGACUCGUCACCGUCCCGCAAGUCGUCAACGUACAGAAGCUGAUCACGGUGCCGCAGGUCAUCUCCGUCAACAAGCUGAUCGCGGAGGGCGGCCUGGGCGGCGGCCUGGGUGGUGGCCUGGGCGGCGGCUUGGGCGGCGGCUACGGCGGCGGCUACGGCGGCUGCGCCGGCGGGCAGUGCGGCGGCCCUCUCCGUCUACCUCCUCACCCACAACCACCCGUCGACAUGAAAUCCUUCAUCGUAGCGUGCGCGCUGGUGGCCUGCGCCCUGGCCGGCUCCGACAGCGAGAAGCGCGACAAGAGAGGCUACCUGAGCGGCGGGCUCGGCGGCUACAGCGGCGGCUACAGCGGCGGCUACAGCGGCGGCUACAGCGGCGGGCUCGGCGGCGGGUACAGCGGCGGGCUCGGCGGCGGCUACGGCGGCCUCGGAGGAGGACACGCGCAAGUCGUCACCGUCAACAAGGUCGUCAACACGCAGCGCGUCGUCGACGUGCCGCAAGUGGUGCACGUGCGCAGAGUGGUCUCCGAGCCCCGAGUGGUGUCCGUGAACAGGCUGGUCAGCAGCGGCAUCGGAGGCUACUCGUCCGGCAUCGGCUCCGGCUACUCGUCCGGCUACUCGUCCGGUAUCGGCUCCGGCUACUCGUCCGGCUACUCGUCCGGCAUCGGCUCCGGCUACUCGUCCGGCCACGGCUGGUGA